AUGACCAUCUGUCCUAAACACAAAAGAGACCUGACAGUCGACUGGAGAGGUCGUAAAAGUUCGACAUGUUGCUAUCCAUCGCACAACGCGUCAACGCAAGCAAGUCAAGGACCCACGCCGUGUCAAUUACGCAAUGUCCAAGGAAAUCUUUGCUUUACACAAUGCUGCUGUCCCAGUUGGGUCCAGUGAGUGUCUCUUAUUACUUUAAAAUCCUUUUGUCGAUGCUACCUGGUAAAUUACGUUUCCCAUAAAUAUCACGAAAGGCUCUAGGCUCUAGGCGUAUCGAGUAUGACUAUUGUAGUGGAAGCGCUGGCAUCAAGUUGCAAAUUUGAAAGCGCUACUAUAUCAACAGAAACGCGGGGGGUCGGGGUAAAUUUUUUUUGGAUGUGCCAUAAAUCAAACAAGGGUGAUCCAUCCUCGGAGACCCAGGGGCAGUCGUCGGGUCGGGAGAAAAGGCGUGACGAAAGUUUUCAAGCACAGACUGACUGCCCCUGGGUCUCCGAGGACGGGGUGAGCAAGCAAGAUACUUUUAUUCAGAACGGAAGCUAGCCUGCGAAGCGCAGACGUAUUUCCGGUCGUCGCUUCUCUCCCUCCGAAAAAUAACGGACAGAGAGAAGCGACGACCGGAAAUACGUCUGCGCUUCGCAGGCUAAACGGAAGCCUUUUUUGCCACAAAAAGUCUUUUCAAGUGUUGUCGUGACAGAAGCUACAGCGUGACACGCCUACCUGAACAGGAACUAUAAACUACAACUGUAAACGUUUUUCAGAUUAUUUUAGAACAGGAAAAUUAAUUCAAAUAAGAAGUAAUCAUUCAUCUCGUGCUAUUUUCUUAAAAUGUUUUUAAGUACUAGUAUUUUUCCACUUCACUGAUGACAAUAUUGAAACUCAAAGUAUAAAAUUUAGCUGUCCCAGAAACUAUGUAUGAAAUUCGAUUUUGAGGGGUUGGAGUAAGAGUCACAUUUUUAAUCUUUAUGUAUUUCAUGUGUAUUAGCUAUUUGUGUAAAGUGUCGUACAGAGCAUUACAGACUACGCCAUGUAGAAGACUCUGA
This is a messenger RNA of Porites evermanni, 1049 nucleotides long. NCBI's taxonomy places the organism in Eukaryota, Metazoa, Cnidaria, Anthozoa, Scleractinia, Poritidae. The record is from the annotation of a GenBank genome assembly.